GUAACUUUCCACAACACUGUUUCUAAUUGAUUUUGCAUUCUAAACACUUAAUGAAAGCUAUGUUUGUUUUUUCGUGUCCACCUUGAGCUCAUAAACUCUCAAAAACCAUUCAGAAUAAAUAAAAAAAAAAAUUAUGAAAUAUGGGCAGAAAUAGUAAAAAAGAGGCUGUCUGAACCCGUUUUAUGUUAUAGACAAUAGGACGAAUUUAAAUAAAGAAUAAACUGAAUGAUCUGCAAAUGUGUAUAAAAUCUUUGUCUGUUUUGCAGUUUGAGAAAAUGGAGGAUUGCAAAGGCGUUCAGUGUGAGGUCUGGAAAAAUGUCAAAGAGGCUGGCCAUAAGAAGAAUACAUACCGUCUGUGGGUCACACGUGGAGAGGCAGCUUAUUCUCCAGUCACACCACAACGCUUUGAGAUAGAGGGCUUCAACUCUCUUCUGGGAUCCCACAAUGACAAAUACAGCAUUGAGUACAGCGACUUCAGCUCACAAACUGAGCCUGAUAUUUUCACUCCACCUGCAGGAUUUACCUGUGAAGAGUUUCCUGAGGAGCGACAAAUAUUAGCCAAUCCCUUUCAAGACUAUGUCAACACCCACCCUGUUAGCCACACCCACCUGAUGUUAGGCCCCUUUAAGGAGAAGUUUAAUCGACAGAAUGAAAGUGAAAAGGAGCACGAGAAACGCGAGAACCUCUUUCUGCAUACUUUCAGUUUUGUGCACUCCAACAACAGAGCUGGUCUUACAUACAGUGUUGGUAUCAAUCACUUCGCAGACAAGAAAGAGUUGACCAGGAUGACAGGAGGUUUACUUCCUAAAAAGAAAAAGGAGGAUGCAAAAAAGUCCACAGAAUAGUACAACUGACAAAAUAGUGGCAAACAAAUAAUUAGUUUAAUAAAUGUCUGUCAACAGACCUACACAGUUAUCUAAUGAGAAUUGCGGUAAUUUAAUCUUUUCUAACCAUAUAACUUGAUUAAAUUGAUUCUGUAUCUUCAAGCUUAUUUGGCAAACAAAUAUGAUUUUCAAACCCAACUGUACAUAAAUUCUGAUUAAACUAUAUAUGGAAACCACAUGUUUUUUCCCAAUAAACAAAUAGUUUUUUUGCUCAUUUUUGUCACCUUACAUUUUUUCUGUGUCGUUUAAUGUUUCAAAAAUAAUUUCCUAAAUCUCAUUUCCCUACAUUUCACUGGUAAGAAAUUAAACCUGUUUCGAUUUCUGCUGCUACAUUCAGACGGUAGGGUCAGAAUUUGGUGUCAACAACAUGAAAGCAU
This is a messenger RNA of Danio rerio (zebrafish), 1261 nucleotides long. The record is from RefSeq and is a predicted model, not a curated record. Lineage: Eukaryota; Metazoa; Chordata; Actinopteri; Cypriniformes; Danionidae.